AUCAGCGAGGAGGAUUUCUCCUCCAGCGAAGAUGACCACGGCGACGACAACGACGACGAUGACGGGCCCGAGUUCGACGCGCAGUUGCAAGGUCCGUCUGCAGAAAUGGAGAUCGAAGGCGAUUUCAAGCGCCUCAUCGAAAAUAUACGCUCCACAGAGGGCGAUCCGAACGCUAAUGUGCUGACCAAGGACUGGGACUUCAACAUCGAGGAGCGGGACGUCCUGUUCCACGAGGAUCUCCGAGCGGCAUCUGGCAUCGGGCGCAGAAAGCGCAAGCGAGGCAGACACGCCGGCAUCGCGCUCUCACACCAAGUGCGGGCUCUCAUCGGAGAGGGAAACCAGGCCUACGUCGACGCCGACAUCCCCGAAGCGAUGCGCGUCAUGCAGGAAGUGAUUCGCAUCGAGCCCCGUGCAGCCGCGGCGUGGCUCGUCCUGGCAAAGUGCCACACCGACCUUGGACAGCCCCACAAAGCGCUGCAGCUGCGCAUCAUGGGCGCGCAUCUGCACCACGAUGCGGAGGAGUGGGAUCACCUCGCCCGAGAAUCCAGGGAGCUGGGCUUCAAGCAGCAAGCCCUGUACUGCUAUGGAAAAGUCCACAGCCUCGACCAGACGAACAUCAAUGCCCUCUGGGACAGGGCUGCGCUCGCAAAAGAGCUCGACGAUAACCGCAUAGCACGCAAUUCGUUGGUGGCGAUUCUCAAGCAGGUUCCGCACGACCUCACCAUCUUGGAGGAGCUGCGUCCGGUCUUGAUCGACCUUCACGAGCUCGCUCUCUGCGCGUCUCUCUUCCAGAACGCGUUUGUGCAUUACUCGUCUACAUACCCCUCCGGACGUGGCGUUCAUCCCGAGACCGGCGCCGACGUUCCCGGCGGCGGGUUUGGUCUGAUGGAGCUGCUUGUUCUCGCGGAUUUGUACAACAGCCUAGGCGAGCACGACAAGGCUGUGCAUGCCAUUCGAAGCGGGUGCCGGUGGCUGCAGGGCCGAGCGCAGCAGAAAUUCUGGGACGCAUGCGAGGACGACAGGGAGUAUGACGUCGGCGAGUGGAGGGCUCCCCUCCCGGGCAGAGACGAGGAGGUCGUUCCCGGGAGGUAUCCGCUGGACGUCAACGCGAGGCAUCGUCUGGCUGUCGCGAGAAUCAAGAUGCACGAGACGGAUGAGGGAAUUAUGCAUGCGAACAUCGUGCUCUCGCAAGACGUCCUGGACUAUGCCCCGCUGUUCGGAGAGAUCGCGGAUGCAUACUACGAGCGUGAGAUGUAUGCGCAAGCGAAGCCGAUCUACGAGAUACUGGGCCACGAUGCCGGGACUAGCAGUUUGUACGUCCUCAUCCAAGUGGCUCGAUGUUGUCAUAUGCUAGGGGAGCUGCACGAAGCGGCCGAGGUUUAUGAACACGUCAUCUCGGCCGACGAUACACAAAACGAAGUCAAGAUGAGCCUCGCAGAGAUAUACGAGGUGUUGAACGAGCCUCGAAAAGCGCUCAAGCUGGUGUAUGAAGUCAUCGACUCACGCAAACGGAGACCGCGCGAGGCGGCGGAGUCUGCUCAGGCCUCAGAACCGCAUCUUGUCUCGUUGUUUGAAGAGACGGCAAGAAACAAGGGCAAGGCGACCGGGAAGGCGCAGCACAGGCUCACUAUCACGCAACUGCGCGAGCUCGAGGAUCAAAAAGAGAGAGAAAUGCAGCAAUUCUACCGUCGUGUCCAGGAUUUGUGGCCGGCCAUGAUGAGGCCAGUUGGCGCGGAGGGCCAGGAACUCGCUGAGAGAGAAUGGCUGUUGGAAGCGGAGAAAAUGAUAGAGGCAUUCCGAGAGACAAGGAAUUUGUUUCUGACUGUCAGGUACAUGCAGAAUCCGUUUAGGGGGAUGUUCCCCACCCGCAAAAAGGGCAAGAAACCUGAAGUCAACGAGAACGACAUGUUGUCGCGGUUACAGCUUGAUCUUGGUGCGUUCCUGCCUCUCUCAGUCCCGAGAUGUGCUCACACUUUCCUGGCAGAGCAUGAUCGGGCUCAUCGAUCGAGAAAAGACGACGAGCACGCUGACAAGGUGGAUAUAUUUAGGGGAGUCACAUUCGACGAUUGGUUGAAGGUAUUCAUGCAGUACGCCUUUCUUCUCACCAAACGUGGCCAGUACGAAACUGCUGAGGAAGUGCUCCGACACCUCAUGCUCUCCAACGCCUAUCAGAAGGCUGAGACCCAGAUCACCAUACGGCUAACCCUCAUAGCAUGCGCCAUUUUCGAAAAGCGUCAUGCUGUAGUGGUUGAACAGUGUCGCAAGAUGAUCAACAACAACCAGUUCAAUAACGAGCCCUUUCGUCUGCUCACGGCUUCCCUUGCCAGCGGAUUUCGUUCCACAGAUUUGUUCAUCACCUCUACCCUGCAGAAGCAUAUCUUCCGGGAAAUUAAACUCAGCGAUGCGGCAGUCAGGAAUAAAGACAACUUGAGGUGGAACGGACCAACCCGCCGGUGGGCUUUCAAUGUGAAGGGAGGUGAUACAGAGGAAGUGGAAGACGACCGCGACGAGAAAGACCGGGAGGGUACGCCAGAGGAAAGUCCAAGCGCACGGAUUACGCCCAUGCCAACGAAAAAUAAUCCGAUCCUGGUGGCGACAUACGGGCAGAUCAGUAUCGCGGCAAAGAGCUAUCAAAGUGCGAUCUUCUACUUGCUUCACGCGUAUGAUUAUUGCCCAGACGAUGCCAUGGUUUGUUUGAGCUUGGCAAUCGCAUGCAUGGGUCGCGCAAUGCAACGUCAAGCGGACAAUCGACACCAUCUAGUCGCACAGGCAAUGGCAUUCUUAUCCCGCUAUCGUUCCCUUCGGCAGUCAGAUGCUACCGGCCUGGACGAAGUAGAGUUCAAUUUCGGCCGAGCGUUUCAACAAUUAGGCCUGCAUUCGCUCGCUGUCAAGCACUACGAACGUGUGUUGGAAAUGGCAGAAGACAGGCAGGGUACGAAUUCCGAAGAUGUCGGACUCGCGAGGGAGGCUGCAUAUAACCUCUCGUUGAUAUUCGUGACUACAGGUGCUGCGCCGUUGGCAGAACAGCUGUACCGCCGCUGGUUAUCACUGUAAAUCUUUAUCGCGCCAGUCUGUUGAUAGCGUGUC
This is a messenger RNA of Heterobasidion irregulare TC 32-1, 3087 nucleotides long. RefSeq lists its product as uncharacterized. The coding region runs from base 106 to 3054 and encodes 982 amino acids. Gene Ontology annotation, cellular component: transcription factor TFIIIC complex. The transcript is spliced from 16 exons. The record is from RefSeq and is a predicted model, not a curated record. Gene Ontology annotation, biological process: transcription by RNA polymerase III. Lineage: Eukaryota; Fungi; Basidiomycota; Agaricomycetes; Russulales; Bondarzewiaceae. Gene Ontology annotation, molecular function: protein binding.